Molecule: messenger RNA, 3564 nt
Organism: Rhododendron vialii
Lineage: Eukaryota; Viridiplantae; Streptophyta; Magnoliopsida; Ericales; Ericaceae
Product: lon protease homolog 1, mitochondrial
Exons: 20
Coding region: 187-3327 (1046 amino acids)
Biological process (GO): chaperone-mediated protein complex assembly; protein catabolic process; protein quality control for misfolded or incompletely synthesized proteins
Cellular component (GO): mitochondrial matrix
Molecular function (GO): ATP binding; single-stranded DNA binding; ATP-dependent peptidase activity
Source: RefSeq, a predicted model, not a curated record
UAGUCGAACUCCACCUCAAGUUCGUCCCAAUUCCAGAACGACCCCGAACGCUCGAAUAAAAAUCCGGCUUUCGCCACCGCCUUAAAAUCCCUACCUAGGACAUAACCGUAAAUUCACCAAAAACAAAGGUACAACGUGGGGAACACACCAUGGCAUCGACAUCCCACCCCCCAAACACAAGGGUUUAUGGAGGGCUUUGCUUUGUCAAAAAUUUCAUUUCUCCCUCUCCAACUUCUUCAUCAAUGGCUCCCUCACUCUCCUCUUAACUACCCAAAAACCCUAACCCCAAACCCCACCCAUCCAAAAAACCCCAACUUUUGCAGAUUCAAUCCGCAGCUCCCCAUGUUGAAGGCCUUAUCGUCCUCAUGCCUACGGGGUCGGUUUCAGUCCGCGCCUUCCGCUCUGCCAUCCCAUCUCCGCCGCCACGGGACUCCGUCGAGAGCGCCGUUCGGCGGAGUCUCGGGGUCGCUCAGGGGAAGGAAAAGCCCUAGCUUGUGCCAGAGGUUGUUUUUCUGUUCGGACUCGACGGAUGGGUCGGACCCGGCUGGGACCGGGGCCGAGUUGAAGAGGGUGGAAGUCGAGGGGGAGGAGGCGGCGGAUUCGAAGCCGUCUUCCGCCAUCGUUCCGACAGUGUUCAGGCCCGAGGAUUGUCUCACGGUUUUGGCGUUGCCUUUGGCUCACAGACCGCUAUUUCCUGGAUUCUACAUGCCAAUGUAUGUGAAGGAUCCUAAAUUACUAGCAGCUUUACAGGAAAGUCGAAAACGGCAAGCCCCAUAUGCUGGAGCUUUCCUUCUUAAGGAUGAGCCGGGGACUGAUCCUAGUGUGACCACAGGUUCAGAUACAGAAAAAAACAUAAAUGAGCUCAAAGGAACAGAGUUGUUUAACCGCCUUAACAAAGUUGGUACACUGGCCCAGAUAACAAGUAUCCAAGGAGACCAGGUAGUCCUUGUUGGUCAUAGAAGACUGCGAAUAACGGAGUUGGUCAGUGAGGAUCCGCUUACAGUCAGAGUUGAUCAUCUCAAGGAUAAACCAUAUGAUAAGGAUGAUGAUGUUGUAAAGGCCACAUCGUUUGAGGUUAUAUCAACCCUCAGGGAUGUUUUGAAGACGAGUUCCCUCUGGAGAGAUCAUGUUCAAACUUACACUCAGCAUAUGGGUGAUUUCAAUUAUUCAAAGUUAGCUGAUUUUGGAGCAGCAAUAUCUGGUGCAAACAAAUUCCAAUGCCAGCAAGUGCUUGAAGAGCUAGAUGUCUAUAAGCGGUUAAAACUUACUCUGGAACUAGUGAAGAAAGAAAUGGAGAUUAGUAAGAUUCAGGAAUCAAUUGCAAAAGCAAUUGAAGAAAAAAUAAGCGGGGAGCAGCGGCGAUACUUGUUGAACGAGCAGCUUAAGGCCAUAAAGAAGGAACUGGGGUUGGAGGCUGAUGACAAAACAGCACUUUCUGGAAAGUUUAGGGAAAGAAUUGAGCCAAAUAAGGAUAAAUGCCCCCCUCAUGUAUUGCAAGUUAUAGAAGAAGAACUGACAAAACUUCAGCUGUUGGAGGCCAGUUCAAGUGAAUUCAAUGUGACACGUAAUUAUCUUGAUUGGUUGACUGCAUUGCCUUGGGGAAAUUACAGCGAUGAGAACUUUGAUGUUCUCCAAGCGCAAAAAAUUCUCGAUGAAGACCAUUAUGGGUUGACUGAUGUCAAAGAAAGGAUAUUGGAAUUUAUAGCAGUCGGAAAGCUCCGAGGGACCUCACAAGGGAAAAUUAUCUGUCUCUCUGGCCCACCUGGAGUUGGAAAAACUAGCAUUGGUCGUUCAAUUGCUCGGGCUUUGAACCGUAAGUUCUACCGAUUUUCAGUUGGAGGAUUGUCCGAUGUUGCUGAAAUCAAGGGGCAUCGUCGAACAUAUAUUGGUGCAAUGCCAGGAAAGAUGGUGCAAUGCCUGAAAAACGUGGGAACAGCUAACCCUCUUGUCCUGAUUGAUGAGAUUGACAAGUUGGGAAGAGGACAUGCAGGUGAUCCGGCAAGUGCUAUGUUGGAACUCCUUGAUCCGGAGCAAAAUGCAAACUUUCUAGACCACUAUCUUGAUGUUCCUAUAGACUUAUCGAAGGUUUUGUUUGUUUGUACAGCGAAUGUUGUGGAAAUGAUACCCAACCCUCUGUUGGAUAGAAUGGAGGUUGUGGCCAUUGCUGGGUACAUCACUGAUGAGAAAAUGCACAUUGCAAGAGAUUAUUUGGAGAAAACUACUCGUGAAGCUUGUGGAAUUAAGCCUGAACAGGUUGAAGUGACUGAUGCUGCUCUCCUUGCUUUGAUAGAAAGUUACUGCCGUGAAGCAGGUGUUCGAAAUCUUCAGAAGCAAAUAGAGAAGAUUUACCGCAAGAUUGCUCUGCAACUUGUGCGAAAGGGAGCAUAUACUGAACCUCCAGCUGCCGGAGACCAGGUUGUGGAAGUUGACGAGGCAAAAACAGAAUCUGUCAGUGACUUGGGUGAGACAGUGGUUGGAGGAGAGACGCAGUUUGUGGCUGAUCCAGUGGACUGUAGCAGUAAUGAAAUGGCUUCUGACACUACAGUUGAAAUAGACCCAAUGGAGAAGGAUCUCACAGUUGACCAAAGUCAACCUGUCACUGACCAGCAUACGGAUUCGCAGGUCAAUAUAGAAACUCAUGAAAAAAGGGAAAAUGAGGCUGCUAAUGUGGUCGAGAAAGUGUUGGUUGACACAUCAAACCUGUCUGAUUUUGUUGGCAAACCUGUUUUCCAUGCGGAACGCAUAUACGACCAGACACCGGCUGGAGUUGUGAUGGGUCUUGCUUGGACUGCUAUGGGUGGUUCUACCCUUUACAUAGAAACUACUCUGGUGGAGCAAAGUGAAGGGAAAGGGGCUUUGCAUGUCACCGGACAACUGGGAGAUGUGAUGAAAGAGAGUACCCAGAUUGCCCACACGGUUGCGAGAGCGAUAUUGAUGGAGAAAGAUCCGGAUAACACUUUCUUUGCCAAUACCAAGCUUCAUCUCCAUGUCCCUGCGGGGGCCACUCCUAAGGACGGGCCUAGUGCUGGUUGCACCAUGAUUACAUCCUUACUUUCUCUUGCCCUGAAGAAGCCUGUCAAGAAGGACCUAGCGAUGACUGGUGAAGUAACCCUAACUGGGAAGAUCCUCCCAAUUGGCGGGGUCAAGGAGAAGACGAUAGCGGCGAGGCGUAGUGAUGUGAAGACCAUUAUAUUUCCUUCAGCCAACAGAAGAGAUUUCGAUGAGCUUGCACCUAAUGUGAAGGAAGGACUCGAGGUUCACUUUGUAGAUGACUACAGUCAAAUAUUUGUCUUGGCUUUUGCCGAUGAAGAGCAAACAGAGAAGUAAGCCACUCUUGCCUCUACUGUUCUUUUGAGGUCUUCAUUUUUCUGGGUUUAGAUUUCUGCUCCAUGACCUACGCAUUGGUUAGGCAGCAUUGUUUUUCCCUUUUUUCGGACAGAAGUUUUCAAAGCAGAGUAGCUGAGGGAGGCCAUAAUUUUUUAUUUUUUGAUAUCCCUGUACCGUUGGAAAUCUUUCCAUUUGUAUCCUAUUUAUUGUGUUAUUAUAUGGGGAGAUAUUCAGAUA